GUCGCGUGGUGCUCCGUACAGCCGUUUCUCUUUACGUCUCGCGGUGUGCGUCCGAGAGUUUCGUAAUCACGGCGUUUUAUUCGACUGUUCGAUGUUAACGAGGAAAGCACUUAGUCGAUCGUAAUCGCGAAUUAUACGUAGAGUGUCGCGACCAACGGUGGGCGUUUGCAAUUGGAGGAUAGAAGGAAUAUAUAGAAACCGGGAAAGGAAUAAAAGUGAAAAUGGGAUGCAACACGAGCAAGGAGAGUGUUCAGCCGGUUGGGGAUGAAGCAAAGGAGGACGUCAAGAACGGCGAUAUUCCAAAAGCGUCCGAGACCAGUCCAGAAAAGGUAGACUCGCAGGACGCUCAUAAGGAUAAGACAGGGGAGAAGGAGUCCGAGCCGAACGAGUCGAACGAAGAGGCGAGGAAAGACGACGAGGUCGUCGUUAAGGAGAGGGAAGAAGCCGCGACGAGGAUACAGGCGGCGUUCCGCGGCCGUCAAGCCAGGAAGAGUAUGAAGGAGACUGAAUCCUCCGCGAAGCAGACGGGGACCAAAUCGGACCCAGAGCCGACCAAAGAACAACUCCAGGAGGAGUUCCGAGCAGACGACAAGGAGCUUUGCGACGCGGCGACGAAAAUCCAGGCGUCCUUCCGCGGCCACAUGUCGAGAAAGGAACAGGCCGUGGCAAUCGCGAAAACGGCGGAGCAAGCCGUUGAGGAUGUCGUUUCCGAUCUGGACGACAAGGCGAAGGAAGCCAUGAACGAGCUGGAAGGGAUCGAUCUAACGGACCCGGAUCUCCACAAAGCGGCGACGAAAAUCCAGGCGAGCUUCCGGGGUCACAAGGUCCGCCAGGAAGUGUUAUCGACUCCAGGCACCGAGGAGACCAAGAACUAAAAAAAAAACAAAAACAAAAACAAAAACACGAGCCGUAAACAAAGACCGCGAGUAGCUGAUCUUUCGAAAAUCGAAUCGCCGAUAGUACGCCCGAGAAAUAAGAAUUGAAAGAGAAAAACAAACAAAAAAUAAAAGUCUAAGCGACAACUAUAAAAAACUAAAACAAGCGAUCGAACCAGUAGCGAGUAAAAAUCGGGCAUGAAUCUCUCUUUUUGGUUUUUCGUUUGUCGUCGAGUCCGCUUCGUACGAUCGCAUGCGAAAUCAACCACAGUCACCGACUUGUGUCCCGAUUCAAAUGAUCGCUUCGAAAUCGUGGGUGGAUUCCUUUUAAAAAGCAUAAGAAUCCGAACGACGUUUCGGGAGUAAAACAACAUGUCUGUUUAAAAUUGACAUCCUUUAACGAAACGGAAAAAAUGGCAGGAUCGAAUACGUGACAGAAAAGAAACGAAUAAUCUAUCCGCUGUAUUUAUACUGUUUUCUCUUCUCUGUAUUUGUAAAGAGCUGUGUAAAACCACGGAAAAUUAAAUUUUCCGAUUCGCACCCCAUAGAUUCCUUCUGAUUUCAGUUACACGUCGACCCGUGUUGCGUGUAUAUUUUCCACGUGCGUCUCGAACUCGAGUGUCUACAGAUUAAUAUUUCCAAAUACACCAUCGGAGGACCUUUAAUCCUCGACAUAUACGUCGUUUCACGGCUCGUUAACGGAAAUUGGCAUUCAAUAUGUAGAAUGGCAGUAUGCAGCAAACGAGUCGGAAGAUAUCGAGUAGGUCGCCGAACGGAGAGAAAAAGAAUUGUUUCGAUCUCCUAUAACAAGCAUCGCAAGGUGCAUUCUAUUAAAUUAAGCAAGUGUAAUUACUCGCGAAGGACCUUUCCCUCUGAAAGUCCCCAAAAGAAAUGAAAAAUAAAAACAGACGAUUAUAAAGUGAUUAAUUCGAAAGUCAGUUUCUUUCAAUGUAUUCUUAAAAAAGAAAAAAACAGAUCCAACCGAAUCGAAAGAUAUCGAGUAGGUCGCCAAACGGAAAAGAAAAAUAAUUAUGUCGAUUUCCUCGUAAUAAGCAUAACAACAUGCAUUAUAUCAAUUAAGCAAAUGUAAUUACUCGAGAGUGACCUUUCCUUCUGAAAGUUCCCCCAAAUAAACGAAAAAUAAAAACCGAAGUAUGCAAAGUGACUGAUUUGAAAGUCAGUUUCUUUCGAUAUAUUCUUGAAAAAACAAAUCCAACCGAAUCGGUUUAAUCGAAGUUUUUAUGAAAACCAGACUAUGCAUUUCGUGUUUGAUGUCACCAUAGAAUUGGCGGUCGACGAAGCGAAGGGAAAAAAAUAUGUAUUCCAACCGCCUUAAAGUAUUAAAUAACGAUUUCGAUAGGUGGUUGUGCCGAGUAUUUUGUGAAUGGCCCAGUAAUAGAUUGUAUUUUCCCCAUUGUACAAGCCCCGCUGGUACGAAAUAUACAUACAUAUAUACAUAUAUGUAUAUAUAUAUAUAUACCGUCGAGACUCGACGACCCCGGCGACUCGGCCAUUCGUAUCGAACGUAUAUUCGUCCCCAUUCUCCCCUACGAUAUGUAUUCAGGGAACAGCGGCCACAGAGAUGAAGAAUCGACAACGACUGGUUUGGAAACAUUAAACGUCCGCGGUGGCGAUCACACGAAGAACGAAGAGUCACCGAGUCCGGGAAAUCAAACGAGUACAAUCUCGCUCAUAAGUGUUAGGACACUUAUCGAAUAUUGUCGAGUAAAACGUUACGAGGCAUUACGAAGUUGUCGAAAGUCUUAAAGAAAUAUCGUUUGGGGGAUUUUAAAGCUCUAUUGAUAACGCUUACGCUACUAUGAGGUAACAAACGUGGCCCAGAAUAUAUCAUUUUUACGAAACAUCACAUUUUCUUCGUACAUACCAGGUGUCCUAAUAUAACUUACGAGCGGGGCAGUGUAUACUUUCACCUGUACGAGUGGAAUUGAUUCAAGAAUAGAUACCGAAACGAACGCGCGAACAAAUAUUGUAACCUUUGAUAAUCAUUUGAAAGUCGAAACCACCAUCCCAGUUUUUUUUUUCUCUGAAACAUUUACCAAGCCGUAUUUAGAAAAAAGUGACGAAAAUUCGUCGAUCUUAUCGUAAUGGUAUAUUAAGUAAGUCUUAAAACCAAAGAAAACAAAAAAAUGCUGAACGCAAAGAGAUAAUAUGUAUAUGUAUGUACAAUGGUAACGAAACAAUGAGAAAUUCCUGUUCAUUGAAUAAAUUGUCAACGAGGAGCAAGGAGAGCGUAUUUUGACCGACAGCCAUCGAUCUAACAUUAAGGAUUAUCCGUUAUGAUGUGUUGAUACGCGGACUUAUUUUUUAACGAUAAGAAUUUUUAUGCUUUCGAUGCACACAAUCACACGACACACGUUAUGGAGACCAUAAGCUUGCGACCCCCACUGUAGAAGCCCUGACCAUUAAAUUAGAACCACACAAUUUUCAGCAUUUCACAUAUGUUUGAUAAAAUUUAAGGAUCUGAACGUUAUUCAAUCAUAAACAUUAUUAACUACUAAAAUAAACACAUACGUUUUUAAUGUUUUUUUUACACACAUACGGGAAAAGAAAGUUUUCUCAGCGAGCGAUUGGAAACAGUUGCGAGAAACAUUUAUAGUGCAACAGACGACAGAAAUUGGCUUAAACUUUAAGCUUUAAAGUCUAUCGUAAUGUAGUCUAAUACGAAAAAUAUAAUAAUACGAAACA
This is a messenger RNA of Dufourea novaeangliae, 3581 nucleotides long. It is a transcript of the gene igl, whose product is annotated as HIRA-interacting protein 3. The transcript has 4 exons. Lineage: Eukaryota; Metazoa; Arthropoda; Insecta; Hymenoptera; Halictidae. Bases 222 to 875 code for a protein of 217 amino acids. The record is from RefSeq and is a predicted model, not a curated record. Gene Ontology annotation, molecular function: calmodulin binding.